AUGGCCGCUUCAACGACUACCCGCCCGACGCUGCCAAAGCUGAAGACGCCUCAGACAGCGUCUUUUCCCUCUCCAUUCCCCUCUGAACUCAGCGCCCGGUCUGCUCGCACGCCUCUCUCUGCUUUCCCCGACUACAUCAAGAUCGAGUGCGAUACCAAGACCCCCAUCACCCCGCCGUCCGCCUACCUCGAUUUCCUCAAGAGCAUGGCUUCACCCGUCGUAGCCGACAAGCCCAAGUCUGGCUCGACAACUCCCUCCUCCACCGCCCACUCCGACGGCGGCUCUACCACCUCAGUCUCACCCAUCACCGACGAUGACCACACCCUCCCACACAAAUCACCCGCGCCCUCGCCUUUUGUCUACCCCACCUCCGCCCCCUCCACCUCUCGCAUCCGCCUCCGCAUACCUCCCUCCCCCGCCUUCUCUCUAAAGGACGCCCGCUCCCCGCUCAGCGCAAACCCAUACAGCGCACACCCUAUGAGCGCCACCAGCAUUCGCUCCCCCUUCAGCGCCCGUAGUCCUCACGACUGGGACAUCGCGCUCAAGGGACGCUGGUUCGACGUCAAAAGCCCGAAGACGAGCCGUAGCGGCGUAAAACAAAUACGUGAGAUUGUCACGCGCACCGUCACAUAUACGCCGAGGAUGAGCGCGGCGCCGAAGGGGAAGAGGAGGAGGAUCGAGUAG
Pseudogymnoascus verrucosus is the source of this 684-nucleotide messenger RNA. RefSeq lists its product as uncharacterized. NCBI's taxonomy places the organism in Eukaryota, Fungi, Ascomycota, Leotiomycetes, Thelebolales, Thelebolaceae. The record is from RefSeq and is a predicted model, not a curated record. The coding region runs from base 1 to 684 and encodes 227 amino acids. The transcript has a single exon.